AUGUCUUCUCUCCAUCUUAACCAGUCUGGCCCCACUGAAUUUGUGUUCCGAGUAUUAACCACUUCCCCCAAGAUCCAAGUCCUCCUUUUUUGUUUCUUUCUUCUUCUCUACAUAAUGAUCCUCUGUGGUAAUAGCGCAAUUAUUGGGGUUGUAUGUGCCUACAGCUCCCUCCACACUCCCAUGUACUUCUUCCUGUCUAACCUAUCUUCCCUUGAAAUCUGUUACACCUCUACUACUGUACCCUUGAUGCUCUCCAACAUCUUUGGAACUCAGAAGCCCAUCUCAUUGGCUGGCUGUGGGGCUCAGAUGUUGUUUUUCCUCACCUUCGGUGGCGCUGAUUGUUUCCUACUGGCUGUCAUAGCAUAUGAUCGUUAUGUGGCCAUUUGCCAUCCCCUGCACUAUACCCUCAUCAUGACCCAGCAGCUGUGUAUUCAGAUGGUGGUGGGCUCCUUGGGUCUAGCUAUUUGCCUUACACUGCCACUCACAGCACUGGUUUGCUCUGUUCCCUUCUGUGGGCAUCGUCUAGAGAUCAAUCAUUUCCUUUGUGAUGCCCCACCUGUCCUAAGGCUAGCCUGUGAGGAUACCCAUAUACACCAGGCUAUCCUAUAUGUGGUGGGUAUCUUUGUGUUAGUCAUUCCCUUCCUACUUAUCUGCAUCUCCUAUUUUUUCAUUGCUAUCACUAUCUUGCGUAUUCGCUCAGCAGAAGGGCGCCGGAGGGCCUUCUCCACUUGUUCCUCCCAUCUCACUGUAGUCCUGUUGCAAUAUGGCUGUUGUAGCCUGGUCUAUUUACGUCCCAGGUCCAGCACAUCAGAGGACGAAGACCGGCAGUUUGCCUUGGUUUAUACCUUUGUCAUACCUCUGCUUAAUCCCCUCAUUUACACCCUAAGGAACAAAGAUGUCAAAGAAGCUCUAAGAAAAUCUGUGAGUCGCAAAGCAACUUCUGAAACUCUGUGA
This is a messenger RNA of Antechinus flavipes (yellow-footed antechinus), 954 nucleotides long. RefSeq names its product olfactory receptor 10Q1-like. Gene Ontology annotation, biological process: G protein-coupled receptor signaling pathway. The transcript has a single exon. NCBI's taxonomy places the organism in Eukaryota, Metazoa, Chordata, Mammalia, Dasyuromorphia, Dasyuridae. The record is from RefSeq and is a predicted model, not a curated record. Gene Ontology annotation, cellular component: membrane. The coding region runs from base 1 to 954 and encodes 317 amino acids. Gene Ontology annotation, molecular function: G protein-coupled receptor activity; olfactory receptor activity.